AUGACAAAGAGAAUGGGAUACCGAGACUGGAGAUGGCAGGCGCUUUGGUGGCAUCAUUUCUUUCUCUUGUGGAGUACAAUAGACGGACAGACGCGUUACAGCAUCCCAGAGGAACUAAAACAAGGCUCUGUGGUCGGAAAUCUAGCCAAAGAUCUGGGUUUGGGACUAUCAGACAUUUUUAACCGGAGGCUGCGAGUCGCCUCUGAGGCUGGUAAGCAGUAUUUCAGCGUGGAUGCGGGGAAGGGCGAGCUGGUGGUGAAUGACAGAAUAGACAGAGAGGCUCUAUGCGGACAAAGCUCCAGCUGUGUUCUACCUCUGCAGGUUGUUCUUGAAAACCCUCUAAAUUUGCACCGGAUCGAGGUGGAAAUAAAAGAUAUAAAUGACAACUCGCCUCGUUUUCAUACGAAAGAAUUGUCCUUAAAAAUUUCUGAAUCGGCAGCAGUGGGAACUCGUUUUCCCCUGGAAGGUGCAGAAGAUUUUGACGUUGGCAGUAAUUCGGUUAAAUCCUACAUGUUGACUAAAAACGACUGUUUCACUCUAAAAAUGAAGGAGGUCGAGGACGGAAAAACAGUCCCGGAGUUAGUGUUAGAGAAACCCCUUGACCGAGAGAAGAAAGCAGUACAUCAGCUCCUGCUUACUGCAUUAGACGGCGGAAAUCCAGUCAUGUCUGGCACCUCAGAGAUCACAAUCACAGUGUUGGACAUAAAUGAUAACUUUCCAGUUUUUGAUAAGAAUGUAUAUAAGGUUUCAUUAGGGGAAAAUACCGCAAAAGAUACGUUUGUUGUCAAAAUCACAGCAACUGAUGCUGACGAGGGUCCGAACGCUGAAAUUCAAUUCUCUUUUGGCUCGCGGACACCGGAUUCAGUCUCAUCAGUAUUUGAAAUAAAUUCACUAACAGGGGAAAUACAUUUGAAAGGAGACUUAGAUUAUGAAAGGGCCUCCUCCUACAAAAUUGAAAUAACUGCGAAAGACAAAGGGGUUCCCGAAAUGGAGAGCCAUUGUCGUUUACAAAUAGAUGUUGUAGAUGUUAAUGAUAACACUCCAGAAAUUGUUCUCACCUCUGAACCGCAGUCGGUGCGAGAAGACGCACCAAGUGGCACAGUGGUGGCGUUGCUCAACGCACGCGAUGCUGACUCCGGUAAUAAUAGCAAAGUAACACUGCAUUUGCCCAAAGGUUCUCCUUUCACUCUAAAGCCGUCAUUUUCCAACAAUUACGCACUGGUUACCAGCGGUGCUUUAGACAGAGAACGUUUCUCUGAAUAUAAUAUUGAGAUAACAGCCACUGAUUCAGGCUCUCCUCCUAUGUCCAGUAAGAAAAUGAUACCUGUCAGCAUCACAGAUGUGAAUGACAACCCUCCUGUGUUCACUCAGUCCUCCUAUAAUGUCUAUUUAAAGGAGAAUGGGGUUCCAGGUUCCAUACUGUACUCAGUAUCAGCAUCUGACCUGGAUUUUGGUGAAAACGCCAAAAUCUCUUACUCUAUACUGGACUCCAAAGUGCAGGACGUUUCCGUCUCGUCUUAUGUUUACAUUAACUCAGAUAACGGCAGCAUCUACAGCAUGCACUCGUUUGACUAUGAGAAACUGAAGGUGUUUGAGAUUCAGGUUCAGGCAAAGGACCAGGGCUCUCCGUCUCUCAGCAGCAACGCCACUGUCCAUGUUUUUAUCCUGGACCAGAACGACAACGCCCCCGCUGUUAUUUACCCGUCCUCCGCCGCCCUGGGCUCCCUCUCUCAUCAGAGGAUGCCCCGCUCCGCUAAAGCGGGUCACCUGGUUACCAAGGUGACGGCCGUGGACGCCGACUCGGGCCACAACGCCUGGAUCUCGUACAAAGUGGCGGAGGCCACAGAUGCCUCUCUGUUCACUGUCAAUCUGUACACAGGGGAGGUGAGGACUAAACGCGCUGUGUCCGAGCAGGACGACUCCUCUCAGAGGCUGCUUAUAGAGGUCAGGGACGACGGGGAACCGGUCCAGUCCGCCACCGUCACGGUGUCCAUCCUGCUGGAGGACGGCCUCCAUGAGCCCAUCUUAGACCUGCGACACAAAGCGUCCAAGCCCAGCAAGAAAACUGGGAGAAUGACUCUUUAUUUGAUUCUGUCUCUGGCCUCGGUGUCCGUGCUGUCUCUGUUGACUUUUCUCAUCUUAGCGGUGAAAUGCAUGAGGAGCAGCAGAAGCAGCGGUAGUUGCUGCAUGAGACGGAGCGACUGUGAUGAUUACAAGAACCCCAACAGAAACCUGCAGAUUCAGCUCAACACCGACGGACCUAUAAAGUACGUGGAGGUCCUGGGAGGAGACAUGUUGUCUCAGAGUCAGUCGUUCAGGUCGUGUAUGUCUCCCAUGUCAGAGUACAGUGAUUUCACUUUGAUCAAACCCAGCAGCACCACUGACUUUAAGGAGGUGAUCAGUGUCCUGGAUGCGUCUUUGCCCGACAGCACCUGGACCUUUGAGAGCCAGCAGGUGAGCAGAUGA
Messenger RNA from Chelmon rostratus (copperband butterflyfish), 2466 nucleotides. Its product is annotated as protocadherin gamma-C5-like. The transcript has a single exon. The coding region runs from base 1 to 2466 and encodes 821 amino acids. The record is from RefSeq and is a predicted model, not a curated record. Gene Ontology annotation, molecular function: calcium ion binding. NCBI's taxonomy places the organism in Eukaryota, Metazoa, Chordata, Actinopteri, Chaetodontiformes, Chaetodontidae. Gene Ontology annotation, biological process: homophilic cell-cell adhesion. Gene Ontology annotation, cellular component: plasma membrane.